GUGUGGAAGAAGGAACUGAACAGUUUCAGCAAAAUAAACCUCCACCUCUGUGUGUGUGUGAGAGUGAGUGUGUGUGUGAGUGAGAGAGUGUGUUACACCAGCGCCCGGAUCAAAGGACCACAGGAUCAUGUCCUCACACGAUGACUGGGAGACCAAGCUGGAAAUCAGGGCGUGUAGUUUUGAGGCCAGUCCAGCAGGGGGCGACAAACACAGAGACUGCAGCUCACCUAAUGGCUCCAUUGGAAGGAGCGAGACAUCUACAGAAAUCUUUGGCACCGAUCCUGUAAGGACUCUGGGAGAAAUCCUCGCCUACUGCCAGGUGAUGUACGAGGCCAUUCAGAAGCUGGAUGAGAAGUUUGAGUUGCUGCAGGCGCGCGUGACACACAUUCAAGAAGAUCAGAUCCACAUCGCAGACGAUCAGUCAGAGAUCUGCAUGCUGGAUGAUACAGAAGCCGAGCAGAUACACGACGAAUCAGCUGAAACGACCUACCAUGUCCUCCAGCAUGAAGGUCCUCCCUCGGUUCCUCCAUCACCUGAAGGUUCCAGGACCCUAAACAUUAUUGUUACCUCAGAGAACCCUGCACGCUCCUCGCCGUCUCCUCAGAGUCAGCCCCGGCAGUCAGGGUCGCCCUCCAUGCCAUGCCGCACUGUGAGGAAAAUGCUCUUAAAGCAGCAGGACGUCGCAGAAGAUGAUUCCCAUGUGAAUUCCGGACACUCUUCGAAAAACGCAAAGGAAGUCUUGCAUCAGCACCAGAAAAGUGCCGAUCCUCAGACAUACAACACAAGCGCAGCAGGAAGCAGAAGGUUCAUCAUCCCGAGCAGCGUGCUGAUGAUGGCCAGGGCUAUGGCGAGGCCCACAGCAGCCGCUCGCUUCCUCAUGCGCAGCCUCUUCUCCCGUCAGGAGCUUCUGCACGGGAGCAUCAGAGGAUACAUGGCCAGAGGGUUAAAAAAACUCGACCCAGACAAAAUAAACGCUAUACGAGAGUGGGCGCAGAUGACGUACCCGGAACAUGACCUGCGUGAGAAAGGGAAAGACUGGAAGGCUUGUCUGGCGGUUAUGAACGAAGGAGCCAGACACCUUCGACUGAAGGACAGAAAGCGUAGGUUUAAAGCAGUGAGAAACGCCAGGGGACAAGAGGCUUCAGCCCAAGAAUUCAAACCGGAGCCCACUGCUGAGAUUGACGUCGAGCUCUCCGACGGUGAGACUGAUGGCCUGCAGAAGAAGAGCGCUGUUAAGAACAAACUCAGAGAGUCUGAUGAUGAGGCUUUGUCGGAAAGUGAUGGUUCGCACGAACCGGGUGCUCAGGUGUAUCUGGGUCACCCGGAUCGGGACGUGAAGGUGCCUCAGUUUGCGAUGUACUCCGCCUUACAGAGACCGAAUCCACCGCUUGUUGCUCGCUACCUCAUCAGGUUCAUCUUCCCGGAGGAAGUGCUGGUGCAGAGCAAUGUGUACGGCAACGCCAAGUACGGCAUCCUGCCGCUGGACCACAACAAGAUCUCAGCGCUGAGGGAGCACCUGUGUGAACGUUUCCCCCAGCUGAGGCUGCACGAGGACGGACCCAACUGGAAGGCGUGUGUCUACGCCAUCAACGGCGCCAUCCGGAAAACACGACACACUCUGAAGAAAUGUCACCAACUGGCCACGGAGAUGCCGCCCUGAUGACAUCAUGACCGCAAACAAGCCCCGCCCUUCUUUUUUUCUUUUCCUUAAACAUGCAUAAAAAUUUACACAAGCCA
Messenger RNA from Clarias gariepinus (North African catfish), 1737 nucleotides. Its product is annotated as BEN domain-containing protein 2-like. The transcript is spliced from 10 exons. Gene Ontology annotation, molecular function: DNA binding. The record is from RefSeq and is a predicted model, not a curated record. Lineage: Eukaryota; Metazoa; Chordata; Actinopteri; Siluriformes; Clariidae. Bases 128 to 1660 code for a protein of 510 amino acids.